Molecule: messenger RNA, 1067 nt
Organism: Macadamia integrifolia
Lineage: Eukaryota; Viridiplantae; Streptophyta; Magnoliopsida; Proteales; Proteaceae
Product: two-component response regulator ARR17-like
Exons: 5
Coding region: 293-787 (164 amino acids)
Biological process (GO): cytokinin-activated signaling pathway; phosphorelay signal transduction system
Source: RefSeq, a predicted model, not a curated record
AUACGGAACAUCUGGGAAUAGUAAGAGAUUUGGAUUUUGGAUUUUGCAGAAGUUGACGUAUGGAAUUUGAAUUCUAAUCGAAAUUAGAGCUUUCAAAAAUCACGAAAUAUCUGUGACUCUGAUUUCUUCAUGAUUUGUUCACCUUUUACUCCAAAUUCAUAGUUUCCUAUAAAUCUCACCAUCUUACGUUCUCUCUCUUCGUGUUUAUUGUCGCCUCUCAUCUUCUUUCUCUGCUCCCUGUGAAUUGGUGAUUUUCUCAAGAGAAGAAGAAUCUUUUAUUUUCUGGUUAAUUAUGGCUAUAUCAUCUUCAGCAAUUGAAAUGGAUGAAUAUUAUGAAGGAGAAGAGCUUCAUGUUCUAGCUGUAGAUGAUUGCAUCAUUGAUAGGAAACUUGUAGAGACGUUGCUCAAGAAAUUUUCCUGUAAAGUGACGACAGUAGAGAAUGGGUUGAGGGCAUUGGAGUAUCUGGGUUUGGUAGGUGGUGAGAAUCAUGGCCCUGCAAGUAGAACCCAUGGAGUGAAGGUAAAUUUGAUAAUAAGUGAUUAUAGUAUGCCAGGAAUGACAGGGUAUGAGCUGCUUAAGAAAAUUAAGGAAUCAUCUACCAUGAAGGAAAUUCCAGUUGUGAUUGUAUCAUCUGACAACAUCCCAACUCGAAUCAAGAAGUGCUUAGAGGAAGGAGCACAAGAAUUCAUUCUAAAGCCCCUUCAACAGUCAGAUGUAAAGAAAUUGAGAUGUCAUAUGAUGAAGAUUAACAAGUCAUGCGGUGGGAAGCUUUAUCUUGGAAGGUAAAAUCUUCCAAUAAACAAAGAAAGAGACAUGAAGAAUUUACAACUUUAACAUGAACAGCCAUGUAUCAGUUUAUAGAAAAUGAAGAAUGAUAGUUGAUAAAGACCCAUUUGCUUUGGCUGAGAAAUUUUCAUUUAUAUAUGAUCAGCUGUGGGCAGGUAAGACAGGUGUUUAAGUGGAAGGAAUUGUUAUUUUGGGUACUGUUAUGAUAUUUGAAGAGUCAUCAAAAUGUAACCUUCCAACCAAGGGGUGAAGCCCAUUAGAUUUUGAGUUUUUGAUCUGC